Molecule: messenger RNA, 919 nt
Organism: Vigna angularis (adzuki bean)
Lineage: Eukaryota; Viridiplantae; Streptophyta; Magnoliopsida; Fabales; Fabaceae
Product: proteasome subunit beta type-2-A
Exons: 3
Coding region: 127-741 (204 amino acids)
Biological process (GO): proteasomal protein catabolic process
Cellular component (GO): nucleus; cytosol; proteasome core complex, beta-subunit complex
Molecular function (GO): peptidase activity
Source: RefSeq, a predicted model, not a curated record
UUUGGGGAGAUAUAAAGCUUGUGCGGCAUCAAAACCUUGCUCAACUUCACUACAUUACAGAGAAGAAGCAGAAGAAGAACAAGAAAACGAAGAAGAAGAAGAAAACAAGAAGAAUUAGAAUCCGACAUGGAGUGCGUAUUCGGAUUGGUCGGAAAUGGGUUCGCGAUCGUGGUGGCGGAUUCAUCGGCGGUGCACAGCAUCCUCGUUCACAAGUCCAACGAAGACAAGAUCAUGGUCCUCGAUUCCCACAAACUCAUCGCCGCUAGCGGUGAACCCGGAGACAGGGUUCAAUUCACAGAGUACAUUCAGAAGAAUGUCGCCUUGUAUCAGUUCCGUAACGGCAUCCCUCUCACCACCGCCGCCGCUGCCAAUUUCACACGUGGAGAACUUGCCACCGCUCUACGCAAGAACCCCUACUCCGUGAACAUCCUUCUUGCUGGUUAUGACAAAGAGACUGGUCCUGAACUGUACUACAUUGACUACAUUGCAACCCUUCACAAGCUUGAAAAGGGGGCUUUUGGUUAUGGCUCCUAUUUUUCGCUCUCAAUGAUGGACAGACACUACCAUAGUGGAAUGUCAGUUGAAGAGGCAAUUGAUCUCGUUGAUAAGUGCAUUAUGGAGAUCAGAUCCAGGCUGGUUGUUGCGCCACCCAACUUUGUUAUUAAAAUUGUUGACAAGGAUGGUGCAAGGGAGUAUGCGUGGCGUGAAUCAGUCAAGGACACUCCUGUUCCUUCCGCUUGAGUAACCGUCCCUAAUUCUCAUCGGACUUUAUUCCAUCUGCCUAUGUUUUUAUCCUUUUUACAAUUUUUUUUACUGGUCUUGUAAUGUCUCUGAAAAUCAUGGUCUAUAGAUGAUGCACUUAAGUAAGACAGUUUAUCAUUUGAAUUAAUAUGAACGAUGACUAGUUCUCUGCCAGAAA